AUGGCUCACUCUAUGGCACAGUGGCUGUUGAUCUUCUUUGGCGCGAUGACUGUCAGCGCCCUAAAGGACUACCGCGAGGUCCUCAUGGGGCCGUGCAAGCGUGCCACUGAUUGCAUGUGUGACAGCCAAUGCGGUCAAAGGAAUGACUGUUGCCCUGCCAUUGACCUUGGUGGACCAAAGCCAUCUUUUGAACCGCAAAGACGAUCCUGUAUUACCAUCGCGCACAUAUUUACGAAAGAAGAGGUAGUCCAGGCUGAUAAACCGAUCGAGGCGAUUGCAUCAUGCCCGGAAGACGAAUCACUGUCUGUGGACGUGGUCAACGCAUGCAAGGCUAGUAGCUUAUACGAGCCGGAAAUGCAGGAUGUAAUUUUAGAAGAAGGACCUUUUGUUUGGUUGAAAAAGCAUGCAAGAGUACUGGUGCCCGUGGUGGACGUCAGAGACAGACAAGUCUAUGCUAACAUCGAUUGUGCUAUUUGCAAUGGCGUAUUUUCUUCUAAAUCACCGAACAUUCCACUUUGGGAGAUCAAAAAAUAUGUUCUACUGUAUCCCUUGAAAGUUACUUGCACGGAAAACAUGUCAGAACUGUCUUGUCAGAUCACUGGCGACCUCCCUUACAGUUUAAGCCCACUCUGCAGUUUCAUGGGUCCGCGGGGGAUUAUUCACUAUCCAUCGCUUUAUGCAUUUGGAUUUGAUGAUAUUUUCAUUCUCCCCGAAGAAUAUCUAGCUGGUGGCAGUAUCAAACUUCCAUUUGAGCAACUUCAAGAUAACAUCACCACCACCAACUCUACGACCGAGCUUACGGAAAGCCAGAAAAAUGUGGGAGAAUUCAUGUAUUGGCUUCAAAUAGUAAUUACUUGCCUAUCCAUCUUGGGUCUCAGCGUUCUGCUUCUCAUUUACUGGAGGUUUUCACAGUUGCGUCGUUCUUUGGCUGGUCGACUGACAAUGGGUCUUGCGGUGGCUCUUCUCUGUGCUCAGGUUGCUUUUCUGAAUGUCUCAAUUAUUGUUCCGUUGGUGGAAAACCGAGGGUUCUGCGUCACUAUGGCGACUGUCUUUCUCUACUGUCUACUAUCCAGUUUUAUGUGGAUGGCUCUGUUUGGUGGCAAGUUGCUGGCGACCUUCACCAAUGUGAAAUCCCUUCUGACGCGAGCCUGCCAAUGUGGAUGCAUUAAACAACUUCUAGAUGGUUCAUCACGCUCAGGAGGCACGAUACGCUUUGCUGGCGGAAAAUGUGAAUCAGAUACGCAAAAGGAGUUCCGAAAGCACCUCUUUACGGCCUUGUUAGUGCCUCUUUGUAUAACUGCGGCUGCUCUCAUUGCAAACGAAACCGCCUAUACGAAGUUACUUCCAUUCUAUGACAACGCCACGACUUCUAACGACAGUCAAGCACUGGACAUAGAUGAGGAGCUCCUUCUGGGGCCCGUGCUUGCUAGGCUAAACCCUGGUUUCUGUCCCUACCCUGACUGGAAACGUGCUUGGUUUGCAAAGCUCAUGGGACUCAUUAUCUGGUUUCUCGCGCCAGCUGCAAGUCUUAUUUCUUUCAACCUAUUGGUCGUGAUCAUUGUGUGCUUCCAGUUAUACCGGAUGAGCAGAAGCCAUCGGAUACGAGAAUCUCCUGAAAAUACUCAUUUGCAGAAACAGAAGAAGAACCUGUUUGGGAUCUGCAUUAAAUUAUCCGUUAUUCUGGGGGCAAGUUGGUUCAUCCAGUUCUUCGCGGGUUGGUGGCCACAGCUAGAGAUACUGAGACGCAUUGGAGGGCUUAUGAACAGUGCUCAGGGUGGAAUCAUCGCUCUGUGCAUGUUGCUUAGCACGAAAGCCAGACGAGUCUUAAUCCAGCACUUACCGAAGAGCUGCCAGAGCCUACCUUGUUUCAAACCAUCUGAACCUUCAUCAAAGAGCACUACAACCAACUCUUCUGGAACCUGGACCAAAAUGUUCAGUGCGAAGCAGCGGGCAUUGAGAACGCAGUCCAGUUGUAAGACUGAUUCGCAGGCGAUCAGUCCGUGA
Molecule: messenger RNA, 2004 nt
Organism: Dibothriocephalus latus
Lineage: Eukaryota; Metazoa; Platyhelminthes; Cestoda; Diphyllobothriidea; Diphyllobothriidae
Source: the annotation of a GenBank genome assembly